Knipowitschia caucasica is the source of this 432-nucleotide messenger RNA. NCBI's taxonomy places the organism in Eukaryota, Metazoa, Chordata, Actinopteri, Gobiiformes, Gobiidae. The record is from the annotation of a GenBank genome assembly.
AUGUUGGCUCGCAGCAGCAGCAGCAGCAGCAGAGGUCAGGUGCUGCUCACAGUUGGGGUCUCCUCGGACUUGGGGCGAGUCCUGGACCUGAGCUCCUGUGACAGGUGUUUCCUCCUGAAGCAUCAGACCCUGGUCGUUCUCCAGGACAGGGUCCACAUGGUGCCUCCCCCUCCCUCCCUCCCCCCUCCUGUGGAUGAGGCAGCAGCUCUCCCCAAACCCAAAACAAUAACACCGGGGGGCCGGACUGUACCACGCCUCGGCCUGCGCUCCCUGGACCUGUCCCUGCGUCUAAUUACUGUAACUGUCACUGUGUCCUGCGGGGGGGGGGGGGGGGGGGGGGGGGGGGGGGGGGGGGGGCUGCAGGGGGGGGCCGCGGGGGAGGUGCCGUGUGCUCUCGGGGGCCGCGGCGUAAAGCGCGUCAGAUUCAAUUAG